This is a messenger RNA of Trametes versicolor FP-101664 SS1, 1803 nucleotides long. RefSeq lists its product as uncharacterized. Lineage: Eukaryota; Fungi; Basidiomycota; Agaricomycetes; Polyporales; Polyporaceae. The transcript has 2 exons. The record is from RefSeq and is a predicted model, not a curated record. Bases 1 to 1803 code for a protein of 600 amino acids.
AUGACCACGGAUCUUAGUUCAGCCACAGCGAUCGCGCUCUCAAACCCCGAUCUCCUCUUCGCGCUUUUCGAGCACCUUGCUCUGUUCUCACAUGGAGACCUCUUGAAGCCCGGCGAUAUUUCUUCUCAGCGCUUUUCGAGGGAGUCGUAUCUACGCAGGCAGACCCUCAUAAAUGCCGCCUUGACCUGCAGAAGCUUCGCGGAACCCGCGUCGAGCGUACUUUGGCGAGUCCUGUACCCCGGCCUCCACCCUCUUUUCUACCCCUUCCCGGGGUUUAACAAGACCGCUGGAGUCCUAGAGUCCCCAGAGAUUGACGAUGCGGAGCAACUGUAUAUCUCCCCCAUUCCAAACCACGUUCUCGAAAGAGAGCCAUCUUUUGCAGAGUGGGAAAGGUGGAAGAUAUGCGUCCGCAGGGUACGGUGUAUUAACCUCAAGAACACCCGUGCAGCGUUUUUCGACGAGCCGUUCAUCCCCCUCCUCCUACAUGCGAGCGCUGGGGUACCUAUCCUCCCUUCCGUUCAGUCCAUCGCCUUCAAUGAACCCCGCGGAAACACCGUUCAAUCGCAGCUUCUCUGUGCCCUCGUAGGCCCCGCUUUGUCGACAAUAUCCGUGUACAACGCGACGCCGCAUGCCUACAGCACACACAUACUAGACGACAUGGAGGCGAUAUCGAGGUCGUGCGACAACGUACAGCACAUGCUCAUCUACUCAGAGGUUAGAUCGCUCUCCCAAAACUGGCCACUCAUCCGUUUCCCCAGGCUGCACACACUGUACUUCGACUGCCUGUCUUGGUUUCCUUGUCGGUCCAUGACCUCUCAACUCGGCGCUCUCAAGGAACUGGAGGAACUCGACAUAUCAUAUGAAUUCACCUCGAGCAACGCUCAGAGCAUGGCAGCUCUAGAAGACCCAUCUCCCACCACCCCCAAUGCCUUCCCCGCCCUGCGCAAACUACAUCUCACGGCGUCAACGUUCCAAGCCGGGCAGAUCAUCUCUUCCAUCAGCUCUACUUCGCUGCAGGAGGUCCGCAUCAGCACCUAUCAGCCCGUAUUUCGAGCCGAUGUCACUCCGUUAAUGCAGGCGUUCCCCUGGAAGCAAAACGCGUCGUCGCUCCGCCGGCUCGACCUCAGCAACACCACAAAUUGGGACACGCUCAAUACAAGCCCGGGCGACCCCUUCUAUGCCGCGCUCUUCGACAUGUUCGCGCCGCUCGCCGAACUGCACGCCCUCGAGUACGUCGAGAUCUCCUGCUGGAGCAGGCUUCUGUCCGUUUCCGACGCCGACGUCGCACGGAUGGCCCGCUCGUGGCCAAACCUCCAGCGUAUCGUCAUUGCCUACUCCAUCGUCCCCUUCGAGCCCGCCGAGCCCCCCAUCUGGGACCCGUACGGCCUGCAGGUCGCGCGGCCCUCCCUCUCUGCCCUCGUCGAACUCGCCGAGCGCUGCCCCGCCCUGUUCUACUGCGAGAUCCCCGCCGCGGACGUGUCCGAGUCGGAGCUCACCGCGCUAGAGGCGCGCGUCGCCGAGCCCCGCGACCGCCCACGGCAGACGAGCUUGCGCAGCCUGCUCCCCGCGCGCGGCGCGCACUGCGACCACUUCACGCUCUGCGACGUCGACCGGGUCGCGCGCGCGCUGCUUGCGCUCUUUCCGUCCCUCUACGGCGUCGGCAGGACCACCCGGAGACCGUCGCUCGAGUCGGGGAGGCCGUCGCGAUAUUCGUGGAGCGGACAGCAGAGGGAUUCGGACGGCUUCCGGCUGCUCGAGAGGCUCUUUGAACUUUCAGAGCAGGUGGAAAACUUCGACGAGUAA